GUCAAAACUACUCAAGGUGAGAGUCCAGCACCCGUUUCUCUCAGGACCACUCCCCCUGCGCCCGAGCUAACGGCCUCUGGAGUGCCGCUUUGGCUGUUCCUGGGUCCGCAGCCACAACCGUAGCCUUCGAGGAUAUCGAGCCUGAGCCGUCGAUGGCGUUGAUUGCCCAGGUGCUGGCUUUCUCCGCCCGGCGGCCCGUCUCUUCCCCGACCGGGCGAUCGGCUGCAUGACCCGCCUCGUCGAGGCUUUCCGCGAGGCUGGGAUCCAGCGGUUUCUGGACGUCCAGCGCUUCUGCGAGGCCCCGCCUCACAGGCUCCGCGUCUCGGAGCUCGGGCCCCUCUACGGCCUCCGUUACAGGCGCGGGGAGAGCGACUUCCGCUCGCCACUCGUGCGGCAAGCGCGCGGCAUCGUGCUCGAGAAGGAGACCAACCAAUCGGAUCGUGUCCUGGGCCUUCGACAAGUUUUACGAGUACGGAGAGGACGCGCCGUCCUACGCCGAGCGGCCGAACCUUCGCCGGUCGGUGGCGGACCCCCUGGCGAGAUACGAGCGCAAGUACGACGGGGUGCUGAUCAAGGUGGUCCGCCGGGCCGGGGGGAGCCUCCUGGUCUCCACGAACGGCACCAUCGACGCGGCUCUGGCUCCGAGAUGCGCGGCCCUGGGGGCCGCUUCGGCUUCAGCGGGGACGACGGGGACCCGGGCGCCGCGGGGCCCGGCGGCCUGGGCGCGGCCUCGGCCGCUGGGCCGCCGGGCGGCCCAGCGCCGGCGAGCCUGAGGCAGGCCUUCGCGGAGGCCGGGGGGCUUGCUCUGCCCUACGAGGAGAGGGCCUCUGCUACGCUUUCGAGCUGCUUCACCCAGGUGUGUCGACUGUCGUACCCGCACCGCAGGCGGCCUUGGUGCACACGCUGCCGGAACAACCCGGAGACUGAGCGGGGAUUUCGAGGAGCUGCCGGCCCAGGAGCGCAUGGACGUCAGUGGUGUCGUGCGUCCGGCCGAGGUGGUGCAGUUUUCCUCGUUUGGCGCGUGCCGCGAUGCUGCCCGAGCGCUGCCCUGGGAUGACGAGGGGUUCGUCGUCGCAGACAGCUCUGGCAGCCGGGUCAAGGUGAAAUCGGAGGCGUACAUUCGGGGGUUGCUCGAGGUGGUCCUGGCCUGGGGUGUCGCCAAAUUUCCGCGCCACUUCUGGAGCCCCUGCCCCCGGGGCCCUCUGGUCCUCGUGCGGGGUGCACUGGAGGCCUUUGGGGGCACCUUGGGCCAGAGGCUCCUCUGGCAACGCCCGGUGCGUGGCGAUGCAGCGGCUGCUGGCGGGCGAUUCGCUUUCCCUCGACCACGACGCCGUUGCGGUCGCGCUGACCCUGCACCGCUCGUCCGCGCCGCUGCCGCCAGGGGUCCGCUGCCGCGUGGCGGAGCUCGGAGGGCAGCCUGACCGGCCCCCUGGCGCGCCCGUCGAGGAUCCUCAGAACGCGGGUCAGGCCAGUGUGUGCUUCCUCCGUUCCGUUCCGCCGGCAGCACGCAGUCUGUGCCCGCCCCC
Prorocentrum cordatum is the source of this 1526-nucleotide messenger RNA. NCBI's taxonomy places the organism in Eukaryota, Dinophyceae, Prorocentrales, Prorocentraceae. The record is from the annotation of a GenBank genome assembly.